Adelges cooleyi (spruce gall adelgid) is the source of this 771-nucleotide messenger RNA. RefSeq lists its product as uncharacterized. The transcript is spliced from 5 exons. The coding region runs from base 147 to 662 and encodes 171 amino acids. NCBI's taxonomy places the organism in Eukaryota, Metazoa, Arthropoda, Insecta, Hemiptera, Adelgidae. The record is from RefSeq and is a predicted model, not a curated record.
UAGUAAAGAUAACUUCACAGUCAUCAACCAUAGUAAUACAAUAUUCUCAUUACAUUAUAAAAUCACCUCGAGUACUCUAAGCGAAUAGUUUCAAUACUAAUAAUUAAGUAUUCUGAAUUUGAGUUUAUUUUUACUAAAAAAUAACAAUGCAUUUAAAAAAUAUUAUACUGUUUUUCUGCGUCACGUUAAAUUUCUUGCACGGUCAAGGUGCCACUUCUAAAGAGCUAGUUAAUUGGGCUCGAGAUGAAGUCGCGAGAACAGUGGGGCAAAAUGUAUUAAACUUUAAAAAAUUGCAAACUUUAUUUAACCAUGUAGCAGAUACGUGCGAAUUAUACACAACGCUCGACAAAAACGAAGAAUUGCAAAUAGACUUGUUUACAAAGCAGCAAGUCGAAUCCUACGCCCGAAAGAUUGUGUGUUCAGAUGAUCCGGAUGUAUUGAAAAAUAUAAGAAGCGUGGUCAAUAUACACGAUGAUAAAGAAGACGGCACAUAUAGCUACGAGCAAGUACGAAAAGUAGUCGAUGAUUUAAAAAUUGAAUAUGAGGGAAUAACCGGUGAAUAUCCCAGUGAUGAGGAAAUCAAAGAGCUCCGUUACAACGUCAUAUACACUCCGAAAGACGUUGAAAGGAUCAUCAUUAAUAAUUUAUUUCCCAAUGUUUGAUUAUAAUACCUAUUAACUGUUAAUUACUGUAAUAUGCAUGCAUGUAGUAAAACAUAUGUUCAAUAGUAAUGUAGUCUUGAUUGAUUAAUAAAUUAUUUUUGCUCUUAUA